Molecule: messenger RNA, 3588 nt
Organism: Moesziomyces aphidis
Lineage: Eukaryota; Fungi; Basidiomycota; Ustilaginomycetes; Ustilaginales; Ustilaginaceae
Source: the annotation of a GenBank genome assembly
AUGUCGGUGGCCGAGCCGGCCACGGCAGCCACCUCGACCACGCCGCCAUCGUCGACACAACCGACCCCUAACCCCCUCGACACUGCUACUACUGCUACUACUGCUACUACUGCUACCACAGCGCCGUCAGCCCCAUCAGCCCCAUCAGCCUCUGCAUCCUCCCCAUCCGAUGCUCACUCCCCGAUACUCGCCCCAACCGGUUCUAGCCGCCAGUCCACGCCGGCCACUUCGGCAGCCGCCUCGGACCAUGCCCACGCCGCACCCAUGAAGCGCCCAACCACACCGGCCAACGUGGAACAACAUCCAGCAACACCACCACCGCCGCCGCCAUCCCACGACGACCAGCACCCCUUGGCCGACAUCCAACCCGCGUACUUUUACCCAACCGACGCUUCCGCAUCCUCGGCACACGACGGCAUCCCCGUAUUCGAACCCACAAUGCAGCAGUUCCAGGACUUUUACGCCUUCUGCCAGGCCAUCGACAGCUGGGGCAUGCAAUCCGGCAUCGUCAAGGUCGUCCCGCCCAAGGAGUGGCGCGACGCACUUCCAGACCUCCGUCCACCCUCCACCGCCACAACAGACCAAGACCAAGACCAAGACCAAGACCCAGCCGACAUCUCCAAGGUCCGCAUCCGCAACGCCAUCUCUCAGCACUUCACCCCCGCAGGCUCGGGCGUCUGGCGUCAGACCAACAUCACCCGCACCGCAAAGAUCUGGAACGCAAAACAGUGGGCCGAAUCCUGCAUCCAAGACGGUCAAAAGGGUCCCGAGAUGGAUCGCAUGAAGUGGAAGGUCGAAGUCGAAGGCGUCUCCAACGGCGGAUGGGGCCCCAGAUCCAUCGGCGCAAAGGACUCCGCUCCCGCCGCCAUCCUCGACGAGGACGGCGUACGCACCCGCAGCGGCAAGGCGCGCCCAGCUGCCACACCAGCUGCCACACCAGCUGCCACAACCACACCAGCAGAGUCCAGAUCCAACCCCCAAAAGCGCAAGCGUGCAGACACCCAAGACCCAACCCAGUCCCAAGAGCCAGCCUCAGCACCCAGCUCCCCAGAACGACGCUCGCUUCGCACAGCACACAACCAAUCCGCCGCAAACACACCGUCCACCUCCAGAGACGCUUCCCCCGUAAAGCCAAAGAAGAACUGGGAAGCAGACGCCGUCACGCCACAGGAAUGGCGCGCGUUCGACUACAAGAACUGCUGGCUCAAGGAGGCGCUCUCCCCCGACCAGCUCGCAAGGCUCAACGCCGCUCCCUCUUCCCCGUCACAGCCUGUCGAGGCAGCCGAAACCCCAUCGGCACCCUCGCUCCCCUCGCCGGCCGACUGGACGCCCGAAGUGUGUCGAGAGAUCGAGAGCGAGUACUGGAGAAGCCUCAACUUUGGCAAACCGCCCAUGUACGGCGCAGACCUCAAGGGUACGCUCUUCAACGACACCACCCAGCACUGGAACGUCGGCAAGCUCGACAACGUCCUCACCCGUCUGCGUCUCAAGCGCAAACUGCCCGGCGUCAACACGCCUUACCUCUACUGGGGCAUGUGGCGCGCCACCUUUGCCUGGCAUGUCGAAGACAUGGACCUCUACUCGAUCAACUACAUCCACUUUGGCGCACCCAAGCAGUGGUACGCCAUCAGACAGGCUGACCGCCAGCGCUUCGAGUCCGCCAUGGCCGGCGCCUUCCCCUCCGACUCGCGACGAUGCCCCCACUUUAUGCGUCACAAGUCCUACCUCGCCUCGCCCUCCUUCCUCGCAUCCCACGGCAUCCGCCCGCUCAAGCUCGUCCACAACGCAGGCGAGUUUGUCAUCACCUACCCCUACGGCUACCAUUCCGGCUUCAACCUCGGCUACAACUGCGCAGAGAGCGUCAACUUUGCGCUCGACUCCUGGCUCGACAUUGGCCGCAAGGCAAACUACUGCCACUGCGACCAGUCCCAAAACAGCGUCCGCAUCGACGUAGACGCCAUGCUCGAAGAGAGCAAGGAGAUGGAGGAGCUCGAACGCAAGCGCCAACUCAGGCGUGCAAAGGAAGACUCGGUGCGCGCCAUCGAGGACGAGGAGCUCGAGAAGCGCCGCCUCAAAAACGAAAAGGCAAAGGAGCGCAGGAAACUCAAAAAGGAGGCAGACGACGCCGCCGCCGCCGCCGGCGGCCCCGCAGUCCCUGCCCUCUUCCAAGGCGGCGACGGCUUCUACAUCGACCCCAAGGCCGCACACACAAGUCCGUGCGUAUUUUGUCCAGCCGACGUGUCCAACGACCUCGUCCCCACACCCGCCGACAUCGACUCCACCAACGCCAAACUCAAAGCGAUGGCCGCACGUCACGCGCAUCGCUUGUGCGCCAGCUUCAUCCCCGAGACUUGGGUCGGCAAGCACGCCAAAGCCGACAUGGUCUGCGGCAUCGACGGCAUCGACAAGGCGCGCUUCUCGCUCAAGUGCCAGAUCUGCCCCAACCCCAUUUUGCAGAAGCUUUACCCCAAGAUCCAGUGCACGCGCGGCAAGUGCCCGCGCGCAGCUCACGUCAGCUGCGCCUUGGUUGAGGAUCACGGUUGGUUCGUCGAUCUCUGCCCCACAGACACUGCAGACCACCUCGAGGGCAAGAAGGUGUCUGCCAAGGCGCAAGCGCAGCAAGCACAGGGUACAGCCGACGACUCGGAACGCCUCGUGGUGCUCUGCCGCACACACAACCCGCUCUUCCGAGAGGCAGAGGAGGCGCGCAAGGCCGACGAGCUGCGCGAGCGCAUCCACUCGCUGCCCGUGCCGAGCAUGGUCAAGAUCAAGACGUCCGGAGGCAUGUUCCAGGCGCUCAUGGUCGAGGUGCGCGAGGACGAGGACGAGAUCGUCAUCGAAGACGAAGGCCGCCCCAGCAGAGUCAAGUUCCAGCAGAUCAUCCUGGAGUCGUCCGAACCCAGCGCGGUCAAGACCGAGCCCGAGCCUCAGCCGGCUCCCGAUUCCAUUAGCCAGGGCGUCGGCGCAGCGGCUCAGGACGACCCCGAUGCGGCGCCCUCAGCAAAGCGCAGGAGGAAAGCGACGGCAAAAGCGAUCGCCAAUGCCAGAGCCGGUAGCGAGGACGCCGUCGAGGCGAGCAUUGCAGUGUCUUCCGAUGCGGUUCCCAAGGUGCAACCCGCGAAGAGGGCGCGGGAGGCAAAGGCGCAGAACGCCGCAAGCUCUGCCGAGGGCGUGAAGCGGCAGGCGCCCGCAGAGUCCGCAGCGUCCUUGGCUGCCGAGGCUGCCGAGGCAGAAUCGGGGCCUGCGGUCAAGCCAAAGCGCAAGCGACAGCCCGCCAAGAAGAAGGCGCAGACGGCCCAGGCAGCAGCCGACGAAUCGGCGCCCGCAAUUCUGCAGCCGCCUCAGCCGCCAGUGUUGGGCGCACCAUGGCAAAGUCACGCUCCUCAGCUGCCUGCACCGCCCACUCACCAGCGCGAUCCGCGCGAUCCGCGCGCGACGUAUGCGUCUCAGCCUGUCGGAUCGUACUACCCGGGUGCGUACCACGAGCAGCAACCGCAGCCGUCCUCGGGGCCGAUGCAACACGCCCAGCACUACCCGGGCAUGUACGACGGUGGGCCGCCGCACGCCAGUCACGCACAUCAGCGAUGA